CAUCUGUAGGAAUAAUAACCAACUAACGCCAUCUUUCGAAGAUACCGUUGAAUUCGCUACUGCUCGUUACAAUCAACUGCAACUCAGAAUCGCACGGAAUGGCACGCGGAUAGUUGAAAGUUUUUCAUGUUUAUUUAUAUAUUUUUCGCGAACGCUAUAUAACGAGAUAUAGCGAUGGCGUCGGCUUACAUCAAGGACGAGUCAGGUGGCACCUUUAUCCCAGCAAGCCAAAGACCUGAUGGUACGUGGCGUAAGCCAAGACGUGUGAAGGAUGGAUAUAUUCCUCAAGAAGAAGUUCCACUGUAUGAAAGUAAAGGAAAACAGCUGAUAAAGAAACCUUUAUAUCCCGUGGGUGCCAGUCCAGAAUUUAUAGCAGAGCAUAAAGCAAAACAGGAGGCUCUGGCAGCAAAAAACAAAGUAACACCCGGUACACAAGGAAAAGCUGAAGAAGGGAAAAAGAAGAAGAAAAAAAACAAAUCUAAGACUACCGAACCUGUUACUUGGAAAGUAAUAACCGAAGGACUGUCUAGCAUAACAACCACAGAACCUGAGCUUUCUAAAGCUGUUCCACCUCACAAUAAUAAGUCAAUGUGCACUAUGAAAAAAGCUACAACAAAUAAUAUAAUUACGGACAAUGCAGAUACUUUGCAGAAAUCAACGGCUGAUCCACAAAAGAGAUUGAAAAAUCUGCGCAAGAAAGUAAGGGAAAUAGAAGCAUUAGAAGAAAAGAUCAAAACUGGAGCUUUGAAAAAUCCUGAAAAAGAAAUACUUGAUAAAGUGGCACGGAAAACAGAGAUUUCUAAAGAAAUAAAAAUAUUAGAGGCUGCUCUCAGUUAGAAGUCCAGUCUAUAGAACAGAAAUUUAUUAGUGCCAUCGAAUAACAUCUCAUAAAAUCUUGUCAAUAACAAAACACACAAACUACAUACAUAUAUAAGCCAUGAAAAUCUUUAUUCCUUUUAAUGAUUACAUGGCAAUUUUAAUAUUUCACCAUUCAGCUCACAAGUUUUCUCUCUCUCUCCCCUAGGUCAUCCCUUUAUUCAACCCAUCCAUCCAUCCACAGUAAAAAGAUAUCUAUUAUAUCCAGAUAUACAUAUAUUCACACACACACACACACAUAUACAUUCACAACAAGGCGAUGGUAU
This is a messenger RNA of Harpegnathos saltator (Jerdon's jumping ant), 1142 nucleotides long. It is a transcript of the gene Pym, whose product is annotated as partner of Y14 and mago. Bases 175 to 837 code for a protein of 220 amino acids. NCBI's taxonomy places the organism in Eukaryota, Metazoa, Arthropoda, Insecta, Hymenoptera, Formicidae. Gene Ontology annotation, molecular function: RNA binding. The record is from RefSeq and is a predicted model, not a curated record. The transcript has 3 exons. Gene Ontology annotation, cellular component: cytoplasm; exon-exon junction complex. Gene Ontology annotation, biological process: exon-exon junction complex disassembly.